GAUAAAUGGAGCCUUAUGAAACGGAUUGGUGACUACGUGGUAGAGAACGGUGGGAUAUCACAAUUACGGAUCGGCCCACGUACAGUUUAUGUUAUGAACGAUCCAGUAGAUGUCGGCGUCAUUGCAAAUACAUGUUUCGAAAAAGCAUAUUUUUAUAAAUUCUCACAAGAUUUCUUAGGAAAUGGAUUGAUAACGGCUGAUGCGGCUAUGUGGAAAAUACACCGAAAAUUACUAAAUCCCGCCUUUAGCCAGCAAAUAUUGAACACAUUUCUUAACGAAGUAAAUGUACAAGCUCGAAAUCUUGCCUCACAGUUGAGUACUGUUGCUGGGACGGAACCAGUUGAUGUUCAUGAUUUUUUGGUGAAACACAUUCUAAGAGUAGUUUGUCGAACAUCGUUAGGGCUAGAAGCUACAGAUCAAGAUAUGAUUGACAACGAUUAUGCGAAAGCAGUUGAUGAAAUUGUAGCAAUACUUUGUCAUCGAGGUCUUAAUACGUGGUUGCAUCCAUCAUUUAUAUACAACAGAACCGCCAUGAAAAGGAAAGAACAGGAACUCACCACAAGUAUCAAGAAUAUGAUAAAUCCUAUAAUUAAGAAACGUAAAGUUGAUUUACAAGCAAACAACAACAUGGCUAAUGACGAUAGUUCAGUGACAGGUAAAUUCAAACCCAUGCUGGAUCUCUUACUGCAUCUAUCUGAUGAAGAAAGUGUGUUAACUGACGAUGAAAUCAGAGAACAUCUAGACUCUUUUGUAGCAGCUUCUUACGAUACAACUUCGUCAGCGCUGAAGACCAUGCUGCUGGUGCUUGGAUCAUACCCGGAUGUCCAGGAACGAGUUUAUAAAGAAGUUCAAGAUGUAUUCCAAAAUAAUGAUGAUUUGACUAAACACGAUAUGUCAAAAUUGGUUUACUUAGAAGCAGUGAUAAAGGAGGCAAUGAGACUAUAUGAUUCGAUUCCUUGGGUGGCAAGGAAAAUCCAUACUGAUAUAGUGCUGUCAAAAUAUACGCUACGCGCUGGAAGUACCUGUAUAUUGUCAUUGUACGGUCUCCAUCGUCACUCUUCAUGGGGACCAGAUGUCCAUCAGUUCAAACCAGAGCGAUGGCUAAAUCCUGCGACUUUACCUACAAACCCUAACGUGUACGCUGCGUUUGGUAUUGGCAAGCGAAACUGCAUUGGAAAACAGUACACUUUAAUGGUUUUGAAGACCUCUCUCGCACAUAUUGUGAGAAAAUUCCACGUUACUGGUGAUAUCAUGAAUUUAAAAUGGAAGUACGAAGUUGUAAUUAAACCUAAAACUCCAGCUUAUAUUACUUUAAAGUUAAGAUCUUAG
Molecule: messenger RNA, 1329 nt
Organism: Spodoptera exigua (beet armyworm)
Lineage: Eukaryota; Metazoa; Arthropoda; Insecta; Lepidoptera; Noctuidae
Source: the annotation of a GenBank genome assembly